CCCCUCUCUCUCGUCAAUUGGGUUUCAGAAUUUUGAUAUAUAGAGGAGAGAGAGAGAGAAUGUCAGGAGGGGGCACACAGAAGAGCUUACGGAAAGCACUUGGAGCCCUCAAGGACACCACCACAGUUUCGUUGGCUAAAGUCAAUAGUGAUUACAAGGAAUUGGACGUUGCCAUAGUCAAAGCUACAAAUCAUGUUGAGCGUCCAGCUAAGGAAAAAUAUAUCAGAGCCAUUUUUUCUGCCGUUUCUGCUACAAGACCUCGGGCUGAUGUCGCAUACUGCAUCCAUGCUCUUGCAAGAAGGUUAUCGAAGACACAUAAUUGGGCGGUUGCAUUGAAAACUUUAGUUGUUAUUCAUCGUGCUUUGAGGGAAGUGGACCCUACUUUUCAUGAAGAACUCAUGAAUUAUGGUAGAAGUAGAAGCCAUAUGCUUAACUUGGCUCAUUUCAAAGAUGAUUCCAGUCCAAAUGCAUGGGAUUAUUCCAACUGGAUUCGUACUUAUGCUUUGUUCUUGGAGGAGAGACUGGAAUGCUUCCGUGUGUUGAAAUAUGACGUUGAGAUGGAUCGCCCAAGGACCAAAGAUCUGGAUACUGUCGAAUUGCUUGAGCAUUUGCCUGCUUUGCAACAGCUUCUUUUUCGUGUACUUGGUUGCCAGCCACAAGGGGCAGCAGUUCAUAAUUUUGUGGUUCAAUUAGCACUUCAAAUGGUUGCUUCUGAAAGCAUCAAGAUUUAUCAAGCUAUAAGUGAUGGAACAGUCAAUUUGGUUGACAAGUUCUUUGAGAUGCAACGCCAUGAUGCUGUGAAAGCCCUGGAUAUAUAUCGGAGGGCAGGGCAGCAGGCAGAGAGACUUUCAGAGUUUUAUGAAGUAUGUAAAAGUCUUGAUAUUGGGCGUGGAGACAAGUUUAUCAAGAUUGAGCAGCCACCUGCAUCAUUUUUACAAGCCAUGGAAGAAUAUGUGAGAGAAGCUCCCCGGGUCUCAACAGUUCGCAAGGAUCUGGUGGUUGACAAUAAGAUUAAUGCCCCAAAGGAAGUCUUGGCUAUAGAAUACAAAAACACCCAAGAGGCGGAGGCACGCCCACCUUCACCACCUCCACCUGAACCAGUGAAAGUUGAAGCACCUAUAGCUGAACCUCCUGACCUGCUGGGUUUGAAUGAUCCUGUUCCAGAUACCAAAGAUUUGGAUGAGAAGAAUGCUAUGGCUUUAGCUAUUGUUCCAGUAUCGGAUCAACCACCUUCUACAGCUCCAAUUCACGCAAAUGGAACUACAGGUUGGGAAUUGGCACUUGUUACAGCACCAAGCUCAAAUGAGAGUGCCACAGCUGCUAGCAAACUGGCGGGCGGGUUGGACUUGCUUACACUAGAUAGCCUAUACAAUGAUGCAAUCAGAAGAAACCAUCAGAAUGUGAGCUACAACCCAUGGGAGCCUGUUCCAGUGGCUGGUGCCAUGAUGCAACAACCAGUUCAUGAUCCCUUUUAUGCAUCCAACACAAUGGCUGCACCGCCUUCUGUGCAGAUGGCAGCAAUGGCCAACCACCAGCAGGCCUUCAUGUUGCAGCAACAGCAGCAGAUGAUGAUGAUGGGUCCACAACAGCAGCAGUCUUUGAACCCUUUUGGAAAUCCUCAUGCAGCCACUACCCACCCCUAUGGCCCCGGUGUGCCUGUCCAAGCAUACAAUCCAUAUACCGGCCUUUUAUAGCUGGUUUGUCAAGCAAUACAUCUUUAUCGAGAAAUACGGGGAAGAAAGGGACAUGAAAGCAUAGUCAGUUUUAGAUAUCGAGCAUCGGAAUCGGAAAUUUGGAGAGACAGACGUGUACCAUAUGUUUUGUAUGUGCAGUGGUUAGCUAGGAUUAAGAUUCUUUGUUAAAUAAAUAGUCAGAGGGGAGGACUUUGAGCUAUUUGGUGAUUUGCAUUCAUGUUGUGGGGAGACUACACACUAAAAUUCUUUUGACCUGCUUUAUUGCUGUUGAGACUCGAGCAGGAAAUCUUAUUUCAACUCUUUUUCAGUUUCUUUCUGUUUUCCUCCCCCUCUCCUUUGGUCCUUAAGGAUCUCUAUAAAAUUAUAGAAAUUAUUUGUAAUUUGUGAUUGUUGAUAACAGACAGUUAUGUAACGAGGAGACAUUAAAUUUGAUUUA
Messenger RNA from Prunus avium (sweet cherry), 2130 nucleotides. RefSeq names its product ENTH/ANTH/VHS superfamily protein. Gene Ontology annotation, molecular function: 1-phosphatidylinositol binding; clathrin heavy chain binding; phosphatidylinositol-4,5-bisphosphate binding. Lineage: Eukaryota; Viridiplantae; Streptophyta; Magnoliopsida; Rosales; Rosaceae. Gene Ontology annotation, cellular component: clathrin-coated vesicle; clathrin-coated pit. Gene Ontology annotation, biological process: vesicle budding from membrane; clathrin coat assembly; clathrin-dependent endocytosis. The record is from RefSeq and is a predicted model, not a curated record.